Molecule: messenger RNA, 8275 nt
Organism: Varanus komodoensis (Komodo dragon)
Lineage: Eukaryota; Metazoa; Chordata; Lepidosauria; Squamata; Varanidae
Gene: SCAF11
Product: SR-related CTD associated factor 11
Exons: 15
Coding region: 409-5001 (1530 amino acids)
Biological process (GO): spliceosomal complex assembly
Molecular function (GO): RNA binding
Source: RefSeq, a predicted model, not a curated record
AGCGCCGCGCGCCUGCCAGUCUGUCACGCUCUUCCUCUGCAGCGAGAAGUGAUUGGGUAGCGCGGCUGCGCGGCUGCUCUCGCCGCGGGAGUAGGAGAAGGGGGUCGCGCGCGCUCUCGCGUUCUGCUGUUCGACUACCGUUGCCGCGAAGGGACAUGUGAUCGGGGGAGCGGGCUCUGAGUACAACGCACUGGAGAAGCGGCCUGUUUCUUCCUCCUCUUCCUGUCUUCGCGCGAGGCCUUUAGCCCGGAGAUAUCAGACGCGCCACGGAGGCGCCGAGGGCCGGAGUCUCCAUGUUGAGGCCGCAGUAGCGGAGCCUCAGGCCGACCUGCCUCGUUUACUCGCUCACUCGCUUGCUCGCUCGCUCGCUCGCUGUAAGGUGCCGCCAGGUUGUAUUUCAUAACAGAAAUGAAGAACAGAAAGCAAUGUGUGCAAAAUUCUGAUGAUGAAAAAUAUGAAGAUUCGGAAGGUGAAGAAAAUGAAGAAAACUGUUCCUGUUCUUCUAGCAUUUUAUCAGAUGAAGAUGAUAGGUGUCCCAUCUGUCUAAACUGCCUGGCAGAGCAAGAAGUUGGUUUUCCUGAAAACUGCAGUCAUAUUUUUUGCAUGCCCUGCAUCCUUAAAUGGGCUGAAACCAGGGCUUCAUGUCCAGUUGACCGAAAACAGUUUCAAGCUGUAUAUAAGCUAAACACACUGGAAGACUGUAUAAAGGUUCAGAUAAAGCAACAAGUAAGCAAAAAAGAUGACCUACAUAGCUGUGGUGAGGGCAAGUACUGCCCUUUGAAUAUUAAAAACUGCACAAGAAAACAAAAAAAUGUAAGCAGAAGACCUUUACCAGCAAUUGUCUGUAAAGGCUGGAACCAAAAACGCAAUUCUUCAAAUGAGGAAGAAGAUAAACAUUCUGUGAAGAAAAGCAAGCCCAGAAGGCAGACUUGCUCAAACAGACUCAGAAGUAACUUCUGUGGUAGAUUUUCUCCUAAUAGUAGUUUCCCUGGACAAUUGCCAAACCAUCAAAAUGAGUGUAUAGAGAACAGCAAAAUUGACACAAUUAUUGGACACAAGAGAAGAGAACUGGAGCUGUCAUGUUCUGUACUAGCUAGAGUGACAAGAAUUCCCUCCAUGCCCUGUGAAACAGAAAUGACAGCCUGUCUUCUGGUUUCCACUGUUAUGGUGGGAGCUGUCUUUUCAAUAAGUACUACACCUUUGGAAAACUUUGGAACUUCAAAAAAGGGACAUAUUGUUACCUAUGUCCAGGAAGGAGAAGAAAAAAAACAGACUUCCGGUACAGCUGGCACAAGAGGAACAAGAAGGAAAGUUUCAGAUACUACUCCUAGGCGAAGAUCUGCCAGGAAUGCUAAAACAGAAACACCAAGUCAAUCACAGAGUUUACCAAAAACAAGUAGUUCUGGAUGUGAUGCUAGUGGUGAUGGUAGCUCAUUUGUGAGUGCUUCUUGUACAGAAUCUGAGAAAUUACCUCCAAAACGGAAGGGUAAAAGAGGAGCUAAGCAACAGGAACCUUUAGUUAAAAAGAAACUCAGAAGUUCUGGACGGUAUGGAAAGACAUCCGGUGAUCUAGUAGAUGCUGAUGAAUCAGAUGAAACCAAAAUAACUCUGCUACUAGAUAAAAGCAAUUUACCAGACAGUGAAAAUAGCACCUCUGGCUUUAGUCACAAAAAUGAUGAGGAAACUCAGUCUGCUAAUGGCUUGGAAAACUCCAAGGACUCUGUUGAAUGUAAGGAAGAACCUAUAAGAGAUCCCGCUGAAGAGCAAGAUACUUCAGACAUCUUAGACAAUAGUUCCUGUUUUGAAGAUCCUCCUUUGCUCACCCUAGAGGAAGAUGCUGCUUCAUAUGUUCAGGAUCCUCCUUUGCUCACUUUGGAGGGAGGCACUGAAAAAUGUGAAGUAAAAGGUGGCACUGUGUUUGAAAAUAAGCCAUACAAUAAAAAUCCAGUUGAAGAAGUGGAUCAACCUUUACAUGUUUCUAGAGAAAAAUUGUCUGACAAUAUAAUAGCACUUGCACAUCAGCCUCAAGAAUUAGAUAGUCCUACUAAUGAAUUGCCAGUGAAAGUGGAACCUGUGGCAAUAAAAGAUAGCCCUUUGGAUAGUCCAGGAGACAAAUUGCUGGAGAAAUCAGAGCACAUGUCAAUAUCAGAUGACUCUGUUCCUGGAACUGAAUUGCUUGAAGGAACAGAAUCCACGGCAAUAGCAGACAAGCCAUUCUCUGAUCCUGGAGAUGUGUUCCUGGAGGAACAAAGAACUGUGGUAAUAGCAGAUGAGCCAGUGUCUGGUUCUAGAAAUGAAUUACUAAAGGGAACAGAAUCAUUGGCAAUAGGUGAGAUUUCGGAGAGUCCUAAUGAUGAAAUGCCAGAGGAGCCAUUGUUUAGUCAUUCUUCUGAGAAUGAAUUGCAAGAAGGAAUAGAAUUUGACACAGUAGUCAAGGAGCCAUUAGAUAAUACCACAGACAAUUUGCAGGAGCUUCCAGUGUCAUUAGAGAUAGAAGAUACUAAAACUGAAAAAGAAGCAAAUAUCCAUGCAGAUAAUGAAAAUCUAAAAGGUACUGAUUUAUUAAUAAAUGUUAUAUCAGAAGAUAAAUGUAAUCAAUCUUUAGAAGGGGCUAGAGAGGAAUCUGGAAGUGGUACAUCAUCCAAGAUAGAUACUCAAGAUAGUACAUAUUUGAGCAAAGAUGACAAUGAGAUAGUAGCUAUGGAAUGUGACUCAUUUAGUAGUGACCAGAAUGAAUUUCUGAUAGAUCAGCCAAUAGUGAGUGAUAGUGUAGUGCAAGAGGCAAACUCUUUAGCACAUCAUACUGAAAAUUCUAUAUCCUUUUCAAGUCCUGACAAGAAAGAAGAAACAGAUGGUUCCUCAGAACAUAAAAAAGACAAAAAGACCCGAACUAGAAGAUCAAGAUUUCAUUCUCCAUCGACAACUUGGUCUCCAUCCAAAAGAGAGGGGAAAAGAUCUCAAUCUCCAUCUCCCAAAAGGGAGAUUGUGGUUGAAGGCAGGAUGCCUCGGUCUCCCAGAAGGGAUACUUCCAAAGAAAGGCAAAGAUCUCUGUCACAGUCUCCAAAAAGAGAUUCUGUGGCUGAAAGGCAGAGAUCUCCAUCUGGUUCUCCAAAAAGAGAUGAUGAAAGCAGUCAUCCUGCAACAGAAGGAAAGAGGUCUCCAUCCAGUUCCCCUAAAAGAGAACCCCUGAGAGAAGGUAGGAGAUCUCCAUCUGUUUCCCCUAAAAGGGAUCUUCUCAAAGAUGGGAAGAGAUCUCCAUCCAGUUCUCCUAAGAGGGAUCCUCUGAGAGAAGGAAGGAAAUCUUCUCGGACACGAGCUAAAGAUUCUUCUCCAAGACACAAAUGUAGAUCUCAAAGCAGGGAUAGAGAUAGUGAUAAAGAUGGGUUAAGAAGAGAUCAUGAAAGAGAGAGUAGGAGGAGGAGAUGGUCACAGUCUCGAUCAAGAUCGAGAUCUAGGUCCAGAUCCAGGCCAAGAAGUAAAGGCCCUUCAUUUCCUAGAAAUGAGAGGGAUGGCUAUUCACCUCCAAGAUGGAAAGACCGGUGGACAAAUGACAACUGGAGAAGUCCCAGAGGAAAUGAUAGAUAUAAAAGAAAUGAGCAGGAGAAGCUGACAGAGAGUAUGAAAAAAGAGAGGGACAGUGCAAACAAAGAUAAUGACAAACAAUAUUCUUCUGAGCAGUAUAGGAAAGAUUAUCCAGACUGGGUAAUGGAAAGGAUAAAUUCAGUUCCAGAAAUGAGGAACAGAGAAAGAGACAAUUUUAAAAGUCAACAGUGGGAAGAAAAUAGGCACAAUAAUUCAGGGACUCCUUGGAAUAGAAACUUUGGAUCUGGUUGGAAUUCAAAUCGUGGCAGAGGUGGCCGUGGCAGAGGCGGCCGUGGCAGAGGCGGCUUUAUGUAUGGAGACCAGGCUGAAAAUCGCUGGCAAGCUAGGAAGCCCCAUUCAGGGAAUGCAAAUAGCUCUGGAAAUGACAGUUCCAGAUUUCCAGACCAUCAGCCAUACAAACGUAAGGCGGAACAAGACAUCUCUUUUGAUACACCCGCUGAUAGGUCGGGAUGGACAUCUGCAUCAAGCUGGGCUGUAAGAAAGACUUUACCAGCGGAUGUACAGAAUUAUUAUUCAAGGAGAGGAAGAAAUUCUUCCAGCCCACAGUCUUCAUGGGCAAAACAAGAAGAAGUAGUGCCUGAGCAAGAUCCAAAUUUCAAAGACCAAGCCAAUCAACAAGGUGAUAGUUCUCAACUACCAAUAAAUGUGCUGCAGCCUCAGAUGAAUGUAAUGACACCUGUAAAUACACAACAUCAGCCAAUGAGUAUCUUUCCAUAUCCAAUGGGUGUUCCUGCUCCAAUUAUGAACAUACAACACAAUCCAUUUAACCUUCCUCCACCAGUGCCCAUGCAUCUUCAUACAGGAGUGCCUCUCGUCCAGGUAGCGGCUUCAACCAAUGUGUCUCAGGGACCACCACCACCUCCACCACCUCCGCCACCAUCCCAGCAGAUUAACUAUGUUGCUCCCCAGUUGGAUGGAAAACCAUUGCAGGCCAUUCCUAGUACUUCUCAUGUUGCCAACAACAUGAGUUCGACACUCUUGCCUGCUCCAGCAGCAACUCUGGGAAGCAUGGAAACAUUUCAGGGACCAAGUUCUGGUAAUGCAACAUCAUCAAGUAACAUCAAAUCCUCUAAUGCUGCUGUAAAAUUGGCUGAAAGCAAAGUAAGUGUAACAGUGGAAGCCAGCGCGGAUAGCUCCAAGAAAGACCAGAAAUUGUUAAUUCAGGAAAAAGCCGCACAAGAAGUGAAGCUAGCUAUUAAGCCUUUCUAUCAAAAUAAAGACAUUACUAAAGAAGAAUAUAAAGAGAUUGUAAGAAAAGCAGUAGAUAAGGUUUGUCAUAGCAAGAGUGGGGAAGUGAAUUCCGCAAAAGUGGCAAAUUUGGUAAAAGCUUAUGUGGACAAAUAUAAACAUUCACGGAAGAAAAAUCCAGAAGAGCCUAUUUCUAUGGAAAGGAAAUAAGUGUAGACUGAAAAAUGCCAUCAAGAUGUCUGCAAAGUGCAAUUUUGACAUGGACUAUUAACUAAAAAUAGUGGUUGAAAUCUGAUUUUGAUAAAAUUAUUUUUCAAUAUAGUGUAUAAUGUUUUGUUAUAAAUAAAUAUAGAUUAAUGCUGCAACUUCUUUAUCCUUUUGCAAAAGGAUAUGUAAAGAGAAACUAAAAAGAAUAAAGGAGCGUGCCCUCUCACUAGUAAUAUACAAUUGUGUUGAAUGCCACAUGUACAGGAUUUUGGUUCAAACAGUAGUGUAUAGAACUGUUUGUCAGAAUACAGUGAUUUGGACAGAUAUGUACAAUGUAUGUAAAUCAGUCAGGGAAAAGAUUCAGGGCAAAUUUUUCUUUGGUGGUCCUCCUACUUCCCUUCCUAUUAUAGCAAAAUUGUUUUGCCUCAAUUUUCAGGGUUAAAAUAUGUGUUUUAAAAGCACAUUGUCUGAGCAGAACAACUCUUCAAACAAAACAAUAACUCUGCAAAAGUAAUUUUUCUUUCCUGAAAUCAUGAGUGUAGUAUUUCUAGUGGAACACCAAAUAAAGGUUAUGCUGCUGCUUGUUUUGUGGCUUUUCAAUCCUUGUUUUGAGGAGUUAGAUUAAAAACAAGUUUAGUUCUGAAAGGCAUGGUGCAGGCAACCAAAACUAGUGCUUAGUGUUCAACCUACUUUGGGGAAAUGACCUUUGGAGUAUACUGUGAGUUUGAAAGGUUUCCUGUGCUUGAUUUUUUUAUUCAGGUAUUAAUUGCCUAGCUUAAAUUUUGUCUGGCAUUGUUCAAUUGGGUACACUUUAUUUUUAUUUUCCCACACCUUGAGAUAAAACAUUUGCUCUGUAUAACAUGUGAAUUGUGUAAGCAAUAGCCAUAUAAGGUGUGGCAUAGCAUUACCAGUUUUGGUCCAAUGUAAGCAGCUGUAUGGCCGAGCCAUGUGAUAUAAAAGCAGAAUAAUGUGUGAUAUGGAUUCUAUCAUGAUGAAGGCUGCAUAAUAGAUUGCCAAGCUCAUGCCAUUAUGUCCUCACACUAGUAUAAAUGCAUGAGGCAGAGUUUUAUACAGAACCUUGUAUCUGAGUGAUCCUAAGUAUUAUAUAAUGGAAUGCAGUGAAGCUAGUAUGGCUGCUAGGCAGGAAAUCAUACAUACCACAGUUUACUUGCAGUGUCUUAUUUGGACUUCCAGGGCAUAGAAAGUCAUCAUUAGGUCCCUGUGGAAGUUAUGGAGAACUAAGGGAAUAAAAAGGCCUUGAUUUGGAAAAAGUGCUGUUACAAUGUGAUUAAUCUUCCCAGUGAUUCAUUGCAGUAACUAUGAUGUGUACCGUGCUUGGUAUACAGGUUAGUUGCAUGUUUAAACAGAUAAGAACAACCGUUUAGCCAUGUGUUCCUGAGUGCAGUCCCACUUGUGGCAGGCUCCACAGAAGGCCAAGGCUGAUGAUAACUUAAGAAAUAUGGAAUACAGCAAUGUCAAAAUAGUUAAUCCACUUGAUUACUUCGCAGACAAUGAACUGCUUGGCUGUAUUUUGUGUGUAACUAAAGAUAAUAUUUAUCUUAUGAAGUCUUUUUAGUGUGGAUGCUUUUUUUUACAGUCAAACACUAUGUUUUAGACUUCUGAAAAAAAGUUUGUGUUAGACUAGUAGAAAUUUUAAUGAUAUUUCAACCUAUUUUUAGCCAAAUCUGGCUGGCACUUGAGGGAAAAAAAUGUAGAAAUUGCAAUGCCAAUUUUGUUUAAUCACACCAUAUGUAUUUAUACUUAAUACAUUCUCCCAACUAUUGAAGUUGAAUUUUGGGGUGUUGGAUACCUUUACUCUGUACAGAAUCAGUGUAGAUGUAACAUUUCUUCAUCUUUGUGAAACUUGGCAUCUGCUUCUUACUAUCUUGCCCCUCAGACCUGAAGGCUCUUCACUUUUCCUUUUUUCUACUAAUUAUGGCUAAGCUAUCUUUGCCAGGGUGGACAUGGAUCAUAAUAUGCUUUAAAUCUGAGUGUGAGACCUGUAUCUGACUACAGUGUCUCACUUUGAUUCCAGUUCAGUUUGGUGCUGAGAGAGCAAUAGUCAUAGUAAGUGCUGACAAGGAAGGAAGGGAUGAAUUCAAAGAGGAGGAAAGGAAGUAGAGCUCCUGAGGCAUAACUUAUUCUUCACAGUGGUUAAGAGAUCAGAAAGCGUCCAUGCCAAGCCACAGUUGAGCAUUCAUUAUGCUCCUAUCAGGAAAUCUUUUCCAAGGAGUAAUUUCAUGAAGAAUUAAUAUACCCCCUUUCCCUCUGUUCCUGCAUUGUGACUAUGGCAGAUUUUUAUGGCAAACUUUUAUUAGUUCCUACCCUAAUGCGAAGUAUUGGCUAGUAUGCAGUCAGCCUAUAUUACAUAAAUAUUUUUAAAUUUCAUGCCAAAAUAUGCAGCCCUUUCACAUGAGGAGUUCAGAAAUCCAUUGUCUUAGCAUGUAGGCACACUGAGCAGAAUAGGAUAUGCUCCUCUCCUGUUGGCUUAUGCACUGUAUGCAGGGAUGGGCACCAUCCUUUGCUGGAUUCAGAAUGGAACGUGUCUCAUCAGAAUGUUGAUGCUACAAGAAGGGUCCAGUCACUUGUCCUGGUCAAACUGAUGGCAUCUGGCCCUCCCCAUCAUCAUGUCAAUACUGAAUUGCCCAUCUUCCAUGCUGAUCACCCACCGUGUGAUGUAUGCAUAACUGGAUUGGGCCAAUCUACUCUGUCUUCCUGAGAAAAUCAAGAUUUCCUGUAACGUGAAUACACAAGGACAUACGUACUCUUAAAUAUGUGGGCAUUUACUGUUGCAAGGCUGCAAUCCUAUGCACAUUGACAUGGGAGUAAGUCCAAGUGAUUUAAUUCAGGAGGACUUCUGGAGUAAAGAUGCAUAGGAUCUGCUAGCAAAAGCCACUUCUGUAUUCCUGCACUAUCAAAUGAAAUUUGCUAAGUGCUUCAUUUUGUCAUUUUCCAACCAUUUCAGUAAUGCUAUAGAAAACAUCAACUCAAAAGAUCUAAAUUGCUGUGAGGAAAUUGAUGAAUUGGAGCUUCUUUAAAUUGUGAUUGUGAGGGAGGAUAUUGGUAUACCGAGCACUCCUUCCAGUCUUUCAAUGUGCAUGUGGCUUGAAUAUGUCAUAAUUUAAAAAAUACAAAAAAAAAAAGUCAAGAGCACAGUGGCUGAUCUAACUCCAGGCUAUGGUGUCUGUAGCAUAAGGCUGGAAUAAAGUCUACUGAAACAAUAUUCUAAAGAGUUUUAUGUAGUUCAGAAUAUUUUCUAAUAAAUUCUUUUGACUAA